Vanrija pseudolonga is the source of this 1195-nucleotide messenger RNA. RefSeq lists its product as uncharacterized. The record is from RefSeq and is a predicted model, not a curated record. Bases 24 to 1070 code for a protein of 348 amino acids. The transcript is spliced from 2 exons. NCBI's taxonomy places the organism in Eukaryota, Fungi, Basidiomycota, Tremellomycetes, Trichosporonales, Trichosporonaceae.
CCAACUCACCCAAGUCGCUCAUUAUGUCCCUCCUCCAGCGCAUAGCCAGCGCGACGCUCCCGCUCGAAGCGAGCCUCGAGGCGCCGCUCGCCGCCGUGCCGGCCGUGCAGGCGCUCGUGCGGCACCUGCAGACGACCAACGUCCACCCUUACGUGCCCUUUGCGCGGUUUGGCGCGCUGCACGCCCUGCGCGUCGGGCUGGCGUGGGCGCAGAUGACCAAGGGACGGGGCGAGGUCGGUGUGCUUGCUGAUCUGUUGGGUUUCCUCGUCGUGGCUUGGGGCGGCGGCACGCUCAACUCGCUCAUCGCGUCCCAACCCCCGUUCUGGCUCCUCUCCCCGACCCCCUGGGGGCUCUACGUAGCAGGCUACGUUGCGCUCAUCCCGACCGGCCUCGCGUCCUUCAUCAGCUCCACGGCCCCCGCGCUCCCGCUCGCGCUCUUCACGGCCGUGCUCGACGGCCUGCUCCGCGGAGUGGCCAUCACGCUCGUGCCGGCACUGACGGCGGGCUUCGUGUCCCCGGACGCGAGGUACGGGUGGUUCGCGCCCGUGCUGCUUUCCGCCGUCGCGACGUGCGGCGGCGGCUGGAUCGUCCAGGCGUUCGGGCUGCACAAGGCCCACUGGGCGCUCGGACGGCCGGGCGUGCUCGACGGCGGCCUGCUCAACACGCUCGACGUGUGGGGCGCCGCGCUGACGGCCCUCCUGUACCUCGCCUUGACGGGCGGAUACCCCUCCCUCGCGCCGCUGAGCUCGGCGCUGGCCUCCGGCCUGCCGGCUGACCUGAAGGCGGGAGAGAAGGGCUCCGGCAUCGUGUCGCACGACACGGCGCGCGCGAUCGCCGUCGUGUUCUUCACCACGCUGUUCGCCGCGCGCGCGCUCACUUCUGCUGCCGUGUCGUGGCGUAACUCGCUCGCGAGCACCGCCGGCGCCGAGCUCAAGCGCGACGUCGACGAGAAGGCCGAUGCGGAGAAGCCGUCUGCCGUGCUCAAGGCCGGCGCUGAGCCUGACCUCUCCGUCUCGGCACCGAAGCAGCGCAAGCGCAAGCACAAGAAGGCCAAGAGCCCCACGCCGUAGAAUCAAUCCACCAUGAUAGAUCAAUACCCUACGAACCGUAUACCCUAAUCGAUGAUACUACAGCGAGCAAGCCCUUACUUGCCCGCGAGAGCGCGCGCCUCCAGCGCCUGCCACCAGCCCACGGC